Babesia ovata is the source of this 12747-nucleotide messenger RNA. RefSeq lists its product as uncharacterized. Lineage: Eukaryota; Apicomplexa; Aconoidasida; Piroplasmida; Babesiidae. Bases 1 to 12747 code for a protein of 4248 amino acids. The record is from RefSeq and is a predicted model, not a curated record. The transcript is spliced from 2 exons.
AUGCUCUCUUGCUCUCCAAAUCCACAAGAUCCUCUCUCCUACUGUAGUCAGCUUGAUGAGCAGAUUAAGUCCAAAAAUGAAGAACUUCAAAAAGCUAAAAACACUAAUAACACUAGUGAAAUAUCCUCUUUAGAAUCACAAAUCAAUGACUUAAAGUCCAACAAAGAUGACUGCACUAAGUCCCAUUACAUGGACGGCGAGCGUCUCUCCUCCCUUGAGGAGGAAGUGCAGCAUGGCAUUGAUGUUAUUGUGAAGCUUACACAGUUUAGCGGCUCUGAAAAGAGCGUUUUAGAGUUAAUUAAGAAAGAAAUUGAGAGGCUUGAAAAGCAUAAAAAAGAUUGUGAAACCUGCAAAAAGUCUCCGCAGUCUCCUGCCUCUUCUGACUGUGCUCAGCAUAAACUGCUUGAGGAGCUUAAAAAGAAACGUGAGACUUUGAAUCAGAAUAAUGAUAAUAGUCCAAAAGAAUUAUUAAAUAACCUGUGCUCUGGCUUGGAGAAGUUCCUUGGUUACCAAGAAACUUCCAAGGGAUAUGAUGGCACUGGCAUCGUGUACUCGGACCUCGACAGGCUCUGCGACGGGGUGAUGUCUUUCCUUCAUGGUGUUUUAGAUAACAUUAAGCCUAAAUUAGGCUUACAUAAAACACAUUUAACUAGCGCACUUAGCGAACUUAAAAGCACAAAUGAUAAUGGUAUUACUAAAUACAAGGCGGCGAUAGCCGCGGUGGCCAGUAGUGUACAUACAUAUAAUGAGAAAGUGGCAGCGUCGAAUAAGAGUGUUAGUACGCCGAUGAAUGUGUUGAUUAAAUACGUCAGGGAAGAUGGUAAGUUACUUGGUACUGUUAAUAAGUUUCAGAUUUCGGAGAACGCUGACCACCAUGUGGUUGACGAGGCUGAGAAGAUUAUUAAUGACACUCUGGAAGAGUGCCAGAAGAAUGCUGCAAAAUUUAAUAGCACUUUAGACACUGAAGCACAAAUAGAAAUACGUAAUAUUAUUAGUGAGCUUAAUCCCACAUUGUCGCUUAACGUUAAGAGUGCCUUGAAGGCGGUGAAGCAUGAGACUAAGCGUCUCAGUGAGCUGUCUGAGAAAGAAAAAACAGACUUACAAGCGAUGACUGCCAAAAUUACUGACGUGCUUGCUGGUGUUCAAGAAAAAAUGAUUUGCAAAAUCGACGAGAAAAUAAAGGCACUAGCCGCUGAGUUGAAAAAGAAAGUCGAUGAUAUUUGGCAUCAGCUCAAGGGGAUUGACAGCUUGUUGAUUAAGUACGUAAAGGAUUUGGAGAAGUGGAUUAACGAUGUUAAGAAAUUCAUAACGGAGCAACCGCAAAACAAUGUCCAAAAAGUUCUGGACGAAGUUAAUUGGGAUGUGUCCUCCAAGAAGUCGGGGCCUUGGAAAAAUGCUGAGGAUGAAAUUCAGAAACUUGGCAGUGGACUUGGCACAAAAGUCUCCCAGCUUACCGCUUGGAAUAAGGCCGGCGCUGCGGCCAUUAAGGCUGCAAAAAAGCAGUGUGAAGAAAUUGGCAAAAUGGUUGGAACUACAGAUAACGGUGACGGCAAGGCUAAGAUUUUUACUAAAGCUCAAGAAAUGAAAGAGAAUGCAGAGAAGCUCAGGGUGGCGGCGGAGAGUGUUAAGAGUGAAGUUGCCAGUCUGGUUGGGAGUGCGCUACGAGAAGUUGCAACAAUGAAUGAUCAACUUAAGACGGAUUUGGGUAAUAUGAAAAAAGAGCUUAAGAAGGAGUUACAGAGGUACGUUAAAGGGGAGAUGGCAGAAAAACUUCAGAAAUGGAUUGAAGGGGAAACUAACAAGAUUGCUAAAAACGGUAGUGGUGGAGGGGAUGGACACCUGGAUGAGAUUGUUAAGCAAGCUGGAUCGUAUGUUGGUACAUUCGAGGCCAAAUUCAAGGCGUGGAUUGAAGAGUGGUUGCCGAUUAUCGUGACACAAGAUCCGAUUAAAAGAUUUAUUGAGAGCUAUGCUUUCGGUGUCAAACACGUUGAUAAUAAAAUUCGGGUUGUGCUCAGUGAUAGCGCAACUCAGGAUAACAUUGAGGCUAAGGUGAAGAAAUUUGUUGCCGAUGAGGUAAACACUCACAUUAAAGACAUCAUUGCUCCUAGGACAAAUGCAUCCGACGGUAAUGUAGAUGCAAAAUUGCAAUCGAUUCAGCAGUAUCUUGUAACGUACUCCGCGAGAGUGCUGGCUGCAAGGAAGUCGGAAGAAGAGAUCAUACAAGCGAUUGAACGGAAGUUGACGUCUGAUCCGGAUCUGGGAAUGAGAGAUCCAUCAAAAUCCCAAUACAGACAAUAUCUCGGAUAUGCGGUUGUAACUACCUUAUUUGUUCUUGCAGCAAUCGCCAGGCACGUUGGUGCGCAUAUUAAGAAUGUUGCCGGAGAAUGUAAACUUGGCAAAGUAGAUCCCGCUAGAGAGGCGGUUAAGUCUCUCGGCAAAAAUCUUAAAAAUGCGCUCACCACUGUCCUCUCCUCCAGCUCCGUUGGCGGUAACCUCGCCGACGAAAUUAUGACACCGAUUAAUGAAAACAUUCUGAAUGAACAGAUCGGGACGGACGAUGGACAAGGACGUGGCUCAUCCGGCGGUGACAAAGUCAAACCUGACAAACUCAAGAAUUACGGAAAUCAUGUCAAACAAGAAGACAGCAUCCAAGAAGCCCUUAAGAAGGGCGACCUAAAAGGCGUUCCAGAUGCCGGCUCACUCCCAAACGCCAUCAACAACAUCUCAACUCAGGGCCUGAAAUCUCUCACAGAUGAGGGUGAACCAAAGAAAGCAAUUGAUGGAGGUGAGUCAUAUUUCCAACAACCCUUCUCCCAAAUCACCGCCCAACUCACAGCGAUCGCCGGCCUGGUCGACAGCGAAAAUAAGGUAUCUAAUAAAGAUGUAAAGGAUGGCGUCAAGGACUACCUGACUGAUCUGGAGGAGAUGCUUAAGGAAGGAAAACCGUAUACCCUCAAGUCCACUGUAAAAGGAGAGCAUCCCACCGUCCAAGGCCUCCUUAAAAUCAAGACGGAGAUUCAGGGGCUGAAGACCAGCAGUGUUACAAAUCUCACAUCCAAUGUCGACAAAUUGUGCAGCGCGAUCAGACAGGCUGCGCAAGACGUGAAAGGUAAUUUGGAUAUUCUCAAAGAAGAUAACAUUGAGAAGAAACUAGAAAAAAUUAAAACCGACAUCAGCAAGUUGCAGAAUGAGACCCUGAAGAAAGCCAUUGACGACACUGGAAGAUUACUUACUUUAGAACUCGGACUCUUCUCUAGCCGAUGCAUCGCCUCACUGGAAGGAGACGUCAGACAACAAGUUGAAGAAGCAAAAAAGCAACUGACCACCCAGGCUAAAAAGCUCUACGUGACGUCAGUGAGAGACAUGCUGCUGGCCUUUGCCAGCAAAGUCAGCGAGGAACUCCACGAGCUUCCGAAGCAAAUUACGGAAGACGCCGAAAAGGGCGUAAGAGGAUUUAUGAAGAAGAUGGAAGAGAGAUUUAUUAAGACGGGUAAAAGAAUUGCAAACGUUUCGCCAACGCAGUCCCCUGCAGCGCUUCCCAAUCCCGUCCCAGAAGGGAAAUCCAAGAGACCAAAAUCUCCGCUCAGCCAAGCGGCUAUGACAUUAAACACCGCAUUCAGACUCUUCUUCGAUGACCUGCAAAAUCAACCGGACUUCAAGUCCGACUACGAUAAUGUUGCGCCUUGCAGGGAUGCUCUCACAGCAUUGCUGAAUGGGAUUGUAGGUUCACUGCGCUUUAACCAUGACUUUAGUGUUAAUCUAGAAUUACUUAGCAAAUCACUCAGCGGCUUGAAUCCAGAAUCACACGGCGAAUGUGAGUGUCCUUUGCUGAUUAACGCUUUGCGAGCGGGCUUCCCGGCUUUGGUCACAGAGUUGGACAAGGCGUAUAUGAAUAAGUAUGACGGUGCGUCGAAGGAUUUCAAGUGGGAGGAAGGAGACAAAUUGACGGAUGAAGCUACGAAAUGUGCAAAACUGUUCCUAACUACGCUUCCCGUCCUUAACAACAACCUGAACAAAUUGACAAGAAAAUGUCAUGUUGAUAGCCGGAGAAAUUGGAGGGAGUCGCAAAUUAAUUUACGCGUUGACAAUCCACUUGGGAAAUUCUUAGCCGGCCAAGGCUAUGCGGUUUCCUCGGAUUAUGAGAGUCAGGACGGUGAGCUGCAAAACAAUGAUGCUAUGCGUGGACAGAAAAUUUAUGAACUUCUUGUCGGUUCUGCUGACAAACACGUGUACACUACACUAGACGAUAAAGCGGAUGAAGGCGCGCUCAACAAAUUCUGCAACUGUCUCCUCGACUUCUAUAAAGCUUCCCACCUUAAACACAUCAACGCACCUAAGUACCCUACCACCAUCAGUCACAUGCUUGAAUGGCUUUGUGGUCUUACCCAUCAUCCCGUCUACCAAUCACUUUCACUUAGUGGUUUUGCUGACUUAUUCGAAAAGCCUAAGGAGCAGGACACGGACAACGCUCCUUUGGUUGUAUCUUUUAACGACGAUCCCGACUCAUUGGACGCCUACCCAAGGAAGAUCACAGCUACAGGGCUCUCACAGACCCUUGUGGAAGUAUGUCACCUGGCCGAAGACACACUCAUCGCAAUCGUCGGACAUGGCCACGCAGACGGUGUAUAUGCGUGCGAUUACAACACGAACCGACAUGGUCUAUCGUAUCCUACGAACAUGAACACAUUAAUUUGUACGUUAUUCGACAUUCUCCAACGCCUGCACUGCCAGCUUUACUUCUUGUAUAAUCAAUGUUAUUACGGUGAUAUGUAUAACGGUUGGCGUGAGUGUUACUACGGCAACGGUGUCGGAGGCUCCAGUUGGAAGUGUAACACCAUGCAGUGUGCCAACCAAAUGUGUGCCCAACAGUGCAACCAAACACACAACCAAAUAUGUAACCAAAUAUGUGAGCAACACCCCAAGUGCGGCGUCAAAUCGCCUUUACAAUCGUUCCUAGAGGACGGUUUACAAGGCUUUUUGCCUCAUGCUGUAUCAAGUAGGGGUAGCAGCUUGUCAUGUUCUAGUUGUUCUAAGCUGUCCCCUGGUGUGCCGUGUAGAACACCCAUGGGCUUUGUGGACAUUAGUACUCUGGCGUCUCAUACUAGUACGGGAGAGCGCAUCAUCAGAGCACUCCUUCGUUUCUGUGGAAUCAAUUCAUCACCACUAAGCAAUUUAUGCGCUCUACUAAACUGCGUCCUCCCUCGUCCACCGCAGAGCUUAGGUGCUAUGUUUGCCUUUUACUAUAACUUCAUUGCUCACUGGGGUCAGCCUGGAAACGCUGUAUUAACCAAUGCCGUUAGUGGAGCUAACUUCAAACGUAACGACGCAACCUUAGACAUUGCUCCGCUAUUCAAAAGCAGCGACCAUACGUCCGAGGAAGAAAUGACGCAUCGCACCGGUGACCUUUACACCCUUGUUAACUGCAAGAGUGAUUCAUCUUCUCCAACCCUUCCCUGUGGCCCAUAUCUGAGACCACAUUCUCGUGACAUCUGUAGCACAUUCGCCGAGAAGAAUGCCGACAAGUAUCUGUCGUGGAUUGUAUAUCUGACACAGACCUUUUAUGAUCUCCUUAAGACGUUGUAUAAGGAGUGUUGUGAAAUGUGCGACAAGAGAGGAACCACAUGUUAUCAAAAAUGCUGCGAUAAAAAAUGUGAAGUAAUAUACCCCGACGAAUCUAAGAAACAUACUGGGGAGUACGAGAAGGAAGUUGCUAAAUAUUGGACUGCAAGGCACAAUAGUGAAUGUAAAUCCAUUUUCAAAUGCUCCCACACUAUUAAAAUAUUCUCUAAAUAUGGAUUUUAUUUCGGUAGUCCAUCGAAAAUGAGCGGUAGUGAACAUGUAAAUUCCAAACGUACAUGUAGAGAUUUCUGUAAGGCAUUAGCAACGGUUCUCAACGAUGUCGAAGCAGAUGAAGCGCCGCUUGCAAAAUUAAUUUAUCGUACCAUUCCAGAAUUUCUCUGGAAAAUCAGGGAGCCAUUCAUAUGGACUCUCGUAGCCCUCUGGUCGCUGUCGCUCCUGUACCUGCUGCACAUCGCCGUCGUCCGCCUCGACGUCCUGAGGAUACGCUCCCACCUGAGAUCGCCCUCAAGCCACCGCAUCGCCGCGCAGUCCCUCCUCGCCGCCGCACACGUCAAGGCACUCGCCAACGUUAAGCAUGGGAAUGGUGGUGAUGGUAAAGGGCUUGAGGAGUUGGCCAAAGCGUUGAAAAAGUUGAUUGGUAAUGCCGUUAAAAGUGCAACUGAGAGUCUCGAAAAGAGGCGUAAGGAACUUGAAUGCGCUGAUAAAGGCUCUAGUAAUCUGUAUGACAAGCAUUGUAAUGACCUGAAGGAGAAAAUUAAGAAAGCUAAAGGUGAUGAAAAAUCCAAGUUACAAUCCCAGUAUAAUGGUCAUUAUUCCGAAGUACAUGGGUCUGAGUCUAAAAGACAGAGUGGUGAGAAGGAUCUUGCUGAGCGCCGCAUCUCCCUUGGUCAGCUUGCUGGACAGCUUGCGGGUUUUAUUGGCGGUGGGAAAGAAGUACAAGAUGCAAUUUUGCAUGGUUUGCACAGCAAUGUAACUCAGCUUGAAAAGCUUUUAAAUGCAUCUUGCGGAGGAGAGGGGUGUUGUCGGACUGAUAAAAUUACGCUUAAUACAUAUAAUGAGAGUCUUAAAAAACAUCUUAAAGAUGAACAAAAAGCCUCUGAAAAACUUGUUGACAUCCUUUCUGAGUGCAAGUUAAAUGGUCUUGAUGGUCCCUUAAAACAGCUUAAUGUGGAAAUUACUCAAAAAAUUGAGGAGCUUGAAAAAGAAAUUGAAAGCCUUAAAAAGCUUGAUAAAGAUGCUGAAAAGGCUGGUCAAAAGCCUAAAAAUGCCUCUGAAGUUGACAAACUUAAUAAGGAUCUCCAGUCUCAUAAUGCCUCCAAGAAGUCUCUUGAUACACUGAAAGAGCUUUGUGGAUAUGCUGAUAAAAUUCAAAAAAAUGAUGUUGACCAAAAUUCUUCCACAGAUAUUCUUAAAAAUCUCACUGAAGGUUUGGAAAAGUUUUUAGGUUACAAUAAAGACUCCAAAGGCUACUCGGGCGAAGGAAUCGUGUACUCGGACCUUGACAGGCUCUGCGACGGGGUGAUGUCUUUCCUUCAUGGUGUUCUUGAGAGUGUGAUGGAGGAUGAUAGCGUUACAAAAUAUAGUGACAUUAAUGAUAUUAAUAGCGUUAUUAAGAAUUUAAAUGAUAAUGUAGGUAAAGGCCGUCAGGCCUUCGGGAACGCCGUGACUCAGGUAAGUGAGUGGUUGGAAAAUCAUGCGGUGCAGGUGAGGGAGAGGACUGGAGCAGUGAAGACUAAAUUAGGUGAGUUGAUUACUAAAUUAUCAUCUGAUUCAGGUAAAUACUACAAGGAAGUCAACGAGAAGAAUGGACUCAGUGCUCAGUUGACUGAGUGGACAAGGACGCUCGGAGAGAUUGCGAGAGAUAUCACAGACGUAGCAAACACUAAUGUUAAUUUCUUAGACACAUCACUUAGCUCACGCAUAAUGCAUGAGAUUAAGCCGAUACAGAAGUCUGUUGAAUUGUUACAUGUUUCUGCUAUGAAUAGUGUACUGACGAAACAGGCCAAUAACGUGGACUGGGCGUUGGUGGACCAGCAAACACGUAUCGUUAAUGCAAUAAAUUCACAGAGUGGAAUGGUUCAUGAUAUGUUGUCGGACCACGUGAAUAAAAUUGGUGAAACAUUAGGGGCACUGAAUACUAAAAGAGAGAAACAGUUUGAGAUGCUCAGAGAAUCUCUGCAGGCGGCAAAGAGAAAAGUUGAAAGCGAAUUGAGCGGCGCUGGAAGUACACGAAAUCAGAUUUAUAACAAAUUUGUACAGAUAAAGGGCUUAUUGGUGAAGGUGGACAAAGAUAAGAGUCGUAGUACACAGAGUCAGCUGCGUGAGCAAGUUGAUAAAAUUAAGUCGCAACUUUUAGAAGUCGGUAGUGAGCUUGAGGCACAGGUAAGCAGCUUGGACAAGUGGAUGGAGAACACUAAGGAAUAUAUUGAUGAGGCAAAGAAGAAUCAUGUUGAUAAACUUGUAAAGAAGGAAGUUGGCAUGGAAAAUAUAGCUCAGAUUAACUAUUUCGCGGAUGCUUUGAAAAAUGAGGCAACUGAUAUUCGCAAUGCUUUUACAGCGGCUGAAGGAUAUCUGAAUAAAUUGGUGACCGACACAUUAGAAGGUGUGAAGACAAUGGACGGAACGCUUAAGGGGGAUCUGAGAAAAGUUAAAGACGAAAUUGAGAGAGUGAUUAGGGGGUAUGUUAAGCAUACGUUGCUAAAGGAAGUUACAGAGAGGAUUAACGAAAUUAAGGCGGGAAUGACGACAGUAAAUCAAAAAGGCGACACUGCUUCAGGUGGAAUUUCCGAUCUCCGGAAGGAAGUUGACGAACUUAAGUCUGCCCUCACUAAGCAGGUUGAAGAGGCCCAUAACCAGGUGACAUUGUUGGAAAGGGCAUUUCAGGCUGCCGCGCAAGAGGCGCACGAUACAUUAAAUCCAGCAGUCGAGAGAGUUAAAGCCCUUAAAAAUCUUUCACCACAAGUUAAGUUGGAAAUAACUACCACUGCUCAGGAGCUUGUCAAUUCGUUGAAGCAGAAGAUUGCGGAUAUAAAGAAUAAGUUCAGCGGCAUUGGCUCAGUAAACACAUCAAUUAAAUCUCAGUUGUCAACCUGGGCAGAGUCCAAUGGCGAGGCUGGGCAGGCGUUCGAAGCAUCUCUCACAAAGGCGGCUCAAGAACACGCCCAGAAAGUCGACGAGAAAUAUGUGCAAGAUAUUACAAGUGCAUUAUCUAAUGUGGGGAAAGCGCUUCAGAAACUAAAGCCUCUAAGCGUAGACAAAAAAGCGCUCGAAGCCGCGAUCAAUGUCUUCGAAACGGCGACUGAAAAGGUGAAGACAUUAGGUAAUGCGGAAAGUGAAGUCCGUAAAGCCAUCGAAAAGGUUGUUAAAAAAAUCAAGCAGCUUGAGGCGGUGUACCCCAAAGUUACAGGGCUUGAAACACAUCUUAUACGGGCGACUAACGUGAGAGGCACUGCCUCUCAAAGCCAUGCCACCGGACCCUCUGGAGCCAUCGACACCUUUGAUGUUAAUGGGCAGAUUUUAAAGGUACUAAACGAGCAGAUUGGCAAGACUGUUCAUAGUGUUUCACCGCCUACAGUCACCCUUGAACCCGGUAAGUUUCCAAAAUACGAACUGCAGGUUGACCAAUCCACCGUAACCGGCCCGCCCGAUAAGCUGUCAGGCACCCUUCCAGAAAAGAUCAAGGAAAUCCGGGAUGAAGGUCUAAACUUUCUCCGAAAUACAAUAAAAGAUAAGGCAGAUGAAAACACUGGAAGGUUGUACACGUCGUCCAAAGAGGUCAGCGAAAAUCUCAAGUACCUAGCCACGGCAUAUUCUUUGACCGGCCGAUAUAUUGAUCGAUAUAUGCAUAUUCUAACACACGAGAAAAUAGAUGAGCAGCUCACAGCAAUUAGAGCUUCACUCUACUCCUUGCGUACGAUAGAAUUGUCCGAUGCCCCAGGCAAAAUUCAGGAUGCAAUUACCACCGCUAUGUUCACAGUCAAUGAGCUGGAAGCCGUCCCUGGUGAAGUAGAUAAAGCAAGAGGUGCAGUUGACGGCGUAUUAGAAACGUUAAGAAAAGACAUUUCCGCAAUCCUUACCUCCAUUGAAUUGAACGUCACGGCAGCGGAUGACACAAUAUCGUCGGGAAUAACUACUACCAAAAACGCCUUGGCUGAGGCGUAUCAUAAAAUCAAUGAUGCUGUCACAACUCUAAAAACUACCCUGCUCGCUGCUGUGCAGUCCGCCUUUACCCAGGUUACUUGCGAAAUACAGAAAUUGUUCGCAAACCAACACCAAGCCGAUCUAAAUGCGUUGCAGAAAUUAAUCACCGAACAAAAAGCCGCAAUACUGAAAAUAAUAUAUGCGGAUUUGAAUAGCGGUAUCAAGGGUUUGUUGAUGCGGAUGAAUAAGGACGACGGGAAAAUAUUGGAGAAAAUAAAAGAGCGCACGGAUCUCAAAAAUUCUGACGAUCUCAUGAUACUGACCAAGAAAUUACAAGGUUAUUUAGGUAUGAUUCUAAAUUACGCACAGUAUAAAGCAAAAAAUCCGGAGAAGCUUAAAGAAGAUACAGAACUCUCUUCCAAAAUCAAGGCACUCCACGCCUCCCUGGAUGCCAUCUUCGACAAACUGCUCCACCACCAGCACUUCCACCACGCCGUCUCCCAAGCGCGCCAGGCCUUCGAGGCCGCGCUCCAAGCAUUCCCCGCCGACACCUUCCCCGACGCCCCCAAAGGCGUGCUGCAGCCCCUGAAGCAGGGCCUUGUGAAAUUCGCGCAGGAGCUAGAAAAGCAGUACGUCAGCAGGUACAGUGGUAAAGUGAUUGUUUGGAUGACGUCUGCAGAUCCUGAAACUAAACAACAAGAGCCCACGGAAGACGCCAAAAAAUGCGCCAAGGUUUUCAUGACCUGCGUGCAAAUGUUGUUGGACAAUCUCAGUGAGCUGCGGAGCAACUGUGGCAGUAAAGACAUCUGGCAAAACAAGACAAUUUCUUUGACCGAAACUGGGACGCGUGGAAAUAUUAUCACCAAUCCCCUCGGAGCAUUUUUCCAGCGCUGCGGUUACCGCGUUUCCUCUGCUCCGAACAAGCAUACCGGGGAGUUGCGGAAUACCACGGCCUGCAGGGGUGGGAAUAUUAACAGCAAGUUGAAUGAACAGAUUAAUAACAAAGAUUACCUUAUUAAAGACGAAGACUUGAAGAAAGAAAAGCGCUCAAACAAGGAUGAGGAGACAGAUGACCAGACGUCUCCAAAGCAACAUGGCAUCCUCAAGCAGCUGUUCGACCACCUCCAUGAUUACUACACAGUUUGCCACUACUCCACAUUACAGUCCAAGACAUAUCCAUCCUCUGUCUUCGACAUGCUCAAAUGGCUCUGUGGCCUCACUCACAAUCCCGUGUAUGCCGAUUUGUCAGUUAACGGCUUUGACAAGCUGUUAGAGCAAUAUCAGGAGAAAGAUGAGGAGACCGACGAUGCUGAUGAAGCCAGUGCCUCUGUUGACGGUGCGGACGGCAACAUCCCUGUUAUAUUCGAGAAGCCCAAGUCCUUGCAGGCGUACCCACAUGAGAUAACCAGUCCCAAACUAAGAGGUACGCUCCAAGAAGUCUGCCAUUAUUCCUACGACGUCCUCACUGGUGUCCUCGGCUUCGGCCAUGAUGACGGCGUGUACGCGUGUGACUAUAACAUCAACCAGGGAGGCCUGUCAUAUCCGACGAACAUGGACACUUUACUGUGCAUGAUAUGCGAUGUCAUCAACCGCCUGUACCGUCAGCUCCACUUCUUGUUCCAGCAGUGUAGGUACGACAGUACGCUCAGCGGUUGGUCGGACUGCUGGUAUGGUAAUGGAGUCGGGGGGUCAGCAUGGAAGUGUAACUCCAUGCAGUGCCCUGGUCAAGGGGGUGACCAAAGUGCUACCCAAAAGCACAACCAAAAGUGUAACCAAAAGUGUGAGCAACGUGUUAUGUGCGGUGUGAAAUCGCCACUUCAAUCAUUCCUGGAAGAUGGGUUGCAGGGCUUCCUCCCUCACAGCCUCAAGUCUGAGAGGGGAAAACUUGAGUGUUCACUUAAAAGCCAUGGCGGUGUGCCGUGCAUAACGCCUAUGGGCUUUGCAGGAAUUGCCGGAUUAGCGUCACACAGGCGAACAGGACAAUUCCUCAUGGAAGUGCUUGCUGACUUCUGCGGCAAUCAAAAGUCUCCGCUCACUAAGAUAUGCAGCCUGUUCAACUGCGUUCUCCCUAGUCCGCCGAAAUCGCUGAGUGAUAUGUUCGGCUUUUACUACAGUUUGCUUUGUGGGUGGGAAGACAGCAGUAAACGCUAUGAGAACCGUAAGCAGCACAGGGAGACGGCGUUUAACAAUGCGGUCAGCGGCGCCGAUUUCGAUAACCCAUCCACCACACUGGACAUCACUGAUAUGUUCAAAAGCAGCAAUCAUAUUCUUCCGAAGCCCGCCGAUCAGACUACUACCCACCUCACCGGUGAUCUGUAUGCUCUUGUCAACUGCGCGGAUGCAAAAUCGCACACUCCAUCGCAUCCCUGUGGACCGUAUCUCAAACCUUUGUGCAGUGACAUAUGUACUAUGUUCUCAGCAAAGCACGCCAACAAGUACGUGUCGUGGAUUGUCUUCUUGACUGAGUCUUUCUACGACUUGCUCAAGAGACUGUUGGAGGACUGCGAGAAGACGUGCGGCGCUGAAGCUAGGAGAUGCAAAAUUGGCAAAUGCAGUGAGGGGUGCAAGACAAAGAAGUUGCCGUAUGGUAAAGACUCCAAACAUGACAAAUCAUGUAGAUCCAUUGUGGACUGUAAUUAUAUUCGUCCGACAUUCUACAAAUAUGGAUUCAUACACGAGAGCGUCAGCAGCCUCAGUGGUGUAGCAGGAGUAGAAGGUAAGAGGACCUGCGCAGAUUUCUGCGCAAUUUUGAAGAUAGUGACAGGCGAAAAGAAGACACUGCAUACCAUCGUGUUCGAGAAAAUUACAGGAUUUUUGUGGGCGAUUAGGGAGAAAUUCUUUUGGACUCUCCUAGCCCUCUGGUCGCUCUCGCUCCUGUACCUGCUGCACAUCGCCGUCGUCCGCCUCGACGUCCUGAGGAUCCGCUCACACCUGAGAUCACCCUCAAGCCACCGCAUCGCCGCGCAGUCCCUCCUCGCCGCCGCACGCGUCAAGGCACUCGCCAACGUCAAGUACUUCUCACCAUAA